AUGGGAAGCAACCUCAAUCAGCUUCUGUAUUUUCUGUGGUCAGAAACAAAUCUGAAAGCCACAGACAUAGGACUGGCGUUAUUGGGCUUCAUGCUUUUCCAUUUAUUUGUGCAGAGAAAAAGGAAAGGCCUGCCAAGGUGGCCUCUGUUGGGCAUGCUGCCGUCUCUACUUCUUCACCUAAAUGAAAUCCACGACUGGGGUACGAAAGUCUUAAUAGACAGCGGAGGAACAUUUUAUUUCAAGGGGUCAUUCAUGACUGGCCUGACCGCCGUAGUGACAGCGAACCCGCCCAAUCUGGAACAAGUCCUGAGGCUCAAAUUCAACAAUUAUCCAAAGGGACGCUAUUUCCGGUCCCGCGUACACGAUUUUCUAGGCGACGUCAUCUUCAACGCUGACGGCGAUUUGUGGAAAGCCCAGAGGAAAACUGCCAAUAUAGAAUUCAAUAGUCGGUCCUUCAGGGCGAAAAUGGCCAAGUCAGUGGCAGAGCUGGUGCAGAACCGGUUGAUGCCCCUUCUUGAAGAAACUGCUCGAUCGGGUAACCCAAUUGAUCUGCAGGAUGUGUUCCUGCGCUUCACCUUCGAUAACGUGUGCAUGAUUACCCUGGGAGUCAACCCGGGCGGUUUGGCGGGCGGAGGUGCAGAAGCCAGGGAAUUUGCCCGAGCGUUUGAGAACGCCACGGAGAUCACCAUGUUGAGGUUUUUGACGCCCCCUAUAGUCUGGAGGCUCAUGCGGUUUUUCCAGUUGGGACACGAGAGGAAACUCUACAGCUCUCUGGCUACCAUCAAUAGGUUUGUGGACAAGAUAAUUGGGUCUCGAACUGGGAACUCUGGGACUGACCUUCUGUCCGCCUUCAUGAAGGUCAAGACGGAGAGCGGUGACCGGCUUUACACGGACGAAAAGCUGCGAGAAAUCAUGGUUAAUUUCAUUUUGGCCGGACGGGACACCUCGUCUGUGGCGCUGUCAUGGUUCUUCUGGCUGCUGCUUAGCAACCCGCGGGUCGAAGAACAGAUCUUGGCGGAGAUUCGGUCCCUGAAGCCGAUGCAUUAUUUGCAUGCGGCGCUGUCGGAGUCCCUGCGACUUUUCCCUUCUGUUCCGUUCGACUUCAAGGAAGUGGAUUCCGACGACCGGCUUCCUGACGGGAGUUAUUUACGAAAGGGGUUCUGGCUGAUAUAUUCCAUCUACUCCAUGGGAAGAAUGGAGAGCAUAUGGGGGAAGGACUGCAUGGAGUUUAGGCCAGAGAGGUGGCUGGACACGGGCGGGAAGUUCGUUGCCGUGUCGGCUUAUAAGUACCCGGUGUUUAACGGUGGGCCGAGGAUCUGCCUGGGAAAGGACUUUGCUUACUACCAAAUGAAGUGGAUCGCAGCGACUACUAUUUGGGGAUUCAGGAUGAAGAUGGUUGCAGGACAUGUUGUGGAGCCCAAAUUGGGUCUCACUCUCUACAUGAAAAAUGGGUUGCUGGUUACGUUGAAGCCAAGGGAUCCCCUUGGACUGUAA
Cryptomeria japonica (Japanese cedar) is the source of this 1494-nucleotide messenger RNA. Its product is annotated as cytochrome P450 86B1-like. The transcript has 2 exons. The record is from RefSeq and is a predicted model, not a curated record. Gene Ontology annotation, molecular function: heme binding; iron ion binding; oxidoreductase activity, acting on paired donors, with incorporation or reduction of molecular oxygen. The coding region runs from base 1 to 1494 and encodes 497 amino acids. NCBI's taxonomy places the organism in Eukaryota, Viridiplantae, Streptophyta, Pinopsida, Cupressales, Cupressaceae.